GGGCGCACGAGUGCUGCCCAACCUCUCUGAUGAAUUAAUUCACGUGCGCGCUGAAUUUGUUUUUAAAUCUACCGAUUUGGUUGCGAAUUGCGAUUAAAAAGUUUUUAAAACUAAAAUGAAAAAACAGAUUAUGCCUACUCGUUACUAAUUUUUUCACUUAUUGAUUUUUAUUUUAAUUUGAAAUAGCAAUAAAAUCAAUUACAUUAAAUUAUUGCAAUCUAUCAAAGUAUGUGUAGAUAUAUCUACCGAUAAAGAACAGACGCUUAUAAAUUAUGCAAUGAGUGGUAAUUUCGUCGACAAUAGCUUUUAUAUAUAUAUAUAUAUACAUACAGCAUGUCUCGAGUCGCCAUAAACAUAACCUAAAAAUUUAGCACGAGAUUGUCAAGCAGAGAGUAGCAAUUGAGUGUUGUGUUUUUUUUUAUUAGAAUCUUCGUUAAAUACUUAAACAUGAAUCUAAGAACACCGUUUCGAUUUGCACUGAGCCGAGACUAUAAUUUACUCAAAAGACGAAAUUUCAAAGCCAGCUGUUUUAAUCAAAAUAAGACCCAGGCAGCUGAUAAAGAUAAUGAUAAAACCACACACUUUGGAUUUAAAACCAUCAAAGAAUCUGAAAAAACGAAAGAAGUAUAUUCAGUAUUUGAGAAUGUUGCAAAUUCUUAUGAUCAAAUGAACGAUGCCAUGAGUUUUGGAAUUCAUAGAAUAUGGAAAGAUCAGUUUAUACAGAGACUUGACCCAGAACAUGGUACUCGGCUUCUAGACUGCGCAGGUGGAACAGGAGAUAUAACUUUCCGAUACCUGACAUACUUGAAAAAUAAGUGUAAUCCAAAAGCUAUCAAAAGUCAUGUAACCGUAUGUGAUAUAAAUGCUAAUAUGUUAGAUGUUGGACAAGUCAGAGCCAAAAGACAAGGUUUUACUGUAGAAAAUGGAUAUGAUAUAGCAUGGCAACAAGCUAAUGCAGAAGAACUUCCUUUUGACAGUGAAACGUAUACAGCAUAUACCAUUGCUUUUGGUAUUAGAAACGUUACAAGAGUUGAUAAGGCUUUGGCUGAAGCUUAUAGAGUAUUAAGGCCUGGUGGAAGAUUCCUUUGUUUGGAGUUUAGCCACGUAGACAAUGAUUUACUGAGAUGGGUAUAUGAUCAAUACUCAUUUCAAGUAAUUCCAGUAUUAGGGACACUUAUUGCUGGUCAAUGGCAACCCUAUCAAUAUCUAGUUGAGAGUAUUAGGAAGUUUCCCAAACAAGAGGAAUUUAAAGAGAUGAUUUCAAAUGCUGGUUUCAAGAGAGUUACUUAUGAAAAUAUAACUUUUGGAACAGUUGCAAUACACAUCGGACAUAAGGAAUAAGCUUUAUCAAAGGAUUUUUAAAUGGCUCAAUUUGUGUUAAUGUGUUUUUUCACCAAUUAUGUUUGAAAUAACUGAGUACUCUCAUUAUAAUUUUUCACGUUUUUAUUCAUACAAAUGUUAUAAAACUUAAAAAAUUUGUUUAACAUAUCCAAAUACUAUUUUUACUAUUGUAAAAAUAAUUUAUUAGCAAUGUGACAAACGCGAAUAUCAGACAAAAAUUUGAUACUCUUGUUAAUGUUAAACACUGUAUAUUCUAUUGAAACGACAACGAUUCUGUGAACGUAAGAUAAGCUAUGUAAAUAAAUAGCAUUAGUUUUUUACAUUAAAAAAAUAAGGCAUGUUAACAUUUUUUUUUGCGAUUCGUAACGCAAUAGCGAUACGAUCUUUGGCCGGCGGUGUUUACACAUUCUAAACAAAGAGUAAUGCUACAGAUAUGUAAAAUUAGCUGGUAAAUCAAGAAUGAAAAAAAAAA
Molecule: messenger RNA, 1813 nt
Organism: Nasonia vitripennis (jewel wasp)
Lineage: Eukaryota; Metazoa; Arthropoda; Insecta; Hymenoptera; Pteromalidae
Gene: Coq5
Product: 2-methoxy-6-polyprenyl-1,4-benzoquinol methylase, mitochondrial
Exons: 5
Coding region: 448-1341 (297 amino acids)
Biological process (GO): ubiquinone biosynthetic process
Molecular function (GO): methyltransferase activity
Source: RefSeq, a predicted model, not a curated record